Messenger RNA from Nanorana parkeri, 712 nucleotides. RefSeq names its product calcium voltage-gated channel auxiliary subunit gamma 1 (gene CACNG1). The record is from RefSeq and is a predicted model, not a curated record. Gene Ontology annotation, biological process: calcium ion transmembrane transport; regulation of calcium ion transmembrane transport via high voltage-gated calcium channel. Gene Ontology annotation, cellular component: membrane; L-type voltage-gated calcium channel complex. Bases 32 to 712 code for a protein of 226 amino acids. The transcript is spliced from 4 exons. Gene Ontology annotation, molecular function: calcium channel regulator activity; voltage-gated calcium channel activity. NCBI's taxonomy places the organism in Eukaryota, Metazoa, Chordata, Amphibia, Anura, Dicroglossidae.
CCCCCAGGAUCCAAACACCACCACCACCACCAUGCAGGAACUUAAAGCCCUGAAGAUCCGGAUCGCCUUCUUUAUCACCCUGAUUGGGGUGUCCCUGAUGCUGGCCGCCGUUAUGAGCAACCACUGGGCGGUCAUGAGCCCGAAGGUGGACGAUUUCACCCAGCCCUGCGAGGUGGCCCACUUCGGCCUGUGGAAACUGUGCACCAAGCAGAUCUUAGUGGUGGGGAACGACGUAGAAAGCACACUGUGCGGUCCGCUCAGUCUUCCCGGAGCGACAAACUGCUCUUACUUCAAACACUUCACGUCUGGAGAGAACGCGGAGAUCUUACAAGUCACCACUCAGAAAGAGUACAGCAUCUCGGCUGCAGCCAUUGCCAUCAUUGGGGUCGGCUUCAUGACGAUGGGCACCAUCUGCACCCUGCUGUCCUUUAGGGAGAAGCUGGACUACCUGCUGAAACCGGCCGGCCUCUUCUACAUCUUCGCAGGCCUGUGUAUGAUCAUCUCGGCGGAGGUCAUCAGGCAGUCGGUGCACAGGAUGAUUGACAGCAAGGAGACCGUCUGGAUCGAGUAUUACUACUCCUGGUCCUUCGGCUGCGCCUGCGCCGCCUUCGCCCUGCUCUUCAUGUGCGGCAUCGCCCUGGUGCUCAUCUCCUUACCCCGGAUGCCCAGGAACCCGUGGGAGAGUUGUAUGGACGCCGAUCCUGAGAUGUGA